This is a messenger RNA of Talaromyces stipitatus ATCC 10500, 2019 nucleotides long. RefSeq lists its product as uncharacterized. The transcript is spliced from 3 exons. Lineage: Eukaryota; Fungi; Ascomycota; Eurotiomycetes; Eurotiales; Trichocomaceae. The record is from RefSeq and is a predicted model, not a curated record. The coding region runs from base 1 to 894 and encodes 297 amino acids.
AUGGAAAGUUCUCGCCACCAAUACAAAUUUAUAUGCGUACGCGAAAGAAUCAAAGAACUACAGUCCGCACCACCGAUCUUGGUAUCCACAACACCGGAAGAACUCAAGGUUUUCGUCGACGCUCAAAUAUAUAUGGGAAUUACUAAGGAACCAGAGCUAAAAGAUUACUGGGAUGAUGGUCUUGAUAAUAACACUGUUCAUGCGAAUCACCCAUCAUCUGCUUAUAUAACGCAGUAUCGAUAUGAGCAAUUGAAACGAUAUUUUCAUAUAUUUCUACCUCCCGAGGUCCCUGGAGGCUUCACAACAACUCGCUACCCUCCAGAGCCUAUCCUGGAGCAAGGAUUACGAAUGAGUGAAGAGCAAUUGAGCGGUAACCUCAAAAAUCUCUAUAUUCCUUUAGCGGAUAUAUCUAUUGACGAGGCAAUGGUCCGAAGCCAUGGAAGAUCUUCUCACACCUUUAAAUUACCUAAUAAACCGAUCAGCCAAGGGUUUAAGCUAUUCGUGCUCGCAGAUCAUGGUUAUGUUUACUAUUUUUAUCCAACAAGCCGUACAAAGGGGGUCAUUGAGGACGAACGCAGUUACAAUGUGUACCUCGACAACUAUUUUACUACCGUUGAUCUAUUCAAAAAACUUCGCGAUAUACAAAUUGGAGCUUAUGGCACCACUCGGCAUACUUCCGCCGGCAAGGAUUUCCCGGAUUUAUUCAAGAAACUGAAGGAUUUAAGCAACUACGUCCCACACCAUAAAGUUUGUGCUAUCCCUGUCCGAGGUGUCCUUUGCCUCACUACAAUUCAUACUGUUAACAAGACAGAUGAUUAUGUUGAGCGUGAGCGCCGAAGACCUCAAAAGACUUCAACAAAUGGGCUCUUAGUACAUCGGGAAUUUGGGGAUUAAGCAGUCAAAAACAUGCUAAUUCCACGUUUUAUUGACGAUUACAAUUAUUAUAUGGGAGGGGUGGAUAUAGCCAAUCAACAGCGAGCUGAGUAUGAGACUCAUACAAAGACCUUUCGCUCGUGGUGGCGUUUAUGGAACUGGUGUUUAGAUGUUGGUGUUAUCAACGCCUGGAAACUGCAUUCUUUAUAUUGUAAAGAGCUGGGAAUAGCUUCAUAUUCUCAAGUGGAAGUCCGAAGACGGCUUUGCAAACAGCUGUUAUCCUUCAGACCCCUAAGUACGGUGUAUCAAAUGAAGCCGAUGAAGCGCAAGACGGAGGACCUACAACUGCUGUAACUACGAUUGAAUGGUUCCUGUGUGUACGGGAAUCCCCAGGUGUUGAGUAUCAACACCGGAAUAUUAGCUAUUCCGGUUCCCUGGGGAUUUCCCCUUUACCUGCAUGUAAUUAUCCUUCUCCUCCCUUUUUGGGGAGCAGUCAUAAUAUUCGCUGAGUCUGUAGGCAAAACUUCAUCAUCUAGAGAUUCAAUACAAGAAUCGAGUCGAGCACUGACUGCUGAUGGAGUCGGAUCAGGAGUUUGAGAUGGAAAUGAUGGGCCUAUUCCUGGAUCUUGGGCUGUUGGACUCCUAGAUAGCCUAGAUAUCAAGUCUUCAGGAGGUCCAUCGCUCCGAUAGCCAUCGUUUAGAGCGAGAUAGUUCGGACGAUUUCCACGAGUCUGCAUCACCAGCGGAAAAGAUCGAGAUCUGUAGGCAAAUCUAUGGAAGGGGAAAUAAUAGAGGUAUUUUCAACGAGAAGACUGUGAGAUGCCAAGAGCCUGUCGAUAUGAAGCAGGAUUGAUCAUAUUGGUACUAUGUAGCGCAAAUACCAAGCAUAAGAAAGGGAAGGGAAGAAGAGUAAGAGACGAAGCUAUCUUCAGCUGUUUGAUCUUAUUUGUGUGUCACCUGAUUGUUGCACGUGAUAUAUUGCGAAUAUUAUUCGCAAUGUUUGUGAAUUGCGAAUGCGAAUAACGAAUAUUGCUGAUUACUGCGAAUAUUCGUAUUCGCAACAGCCCUACUAGCACAAACUCAGUUAAGCUCAAUACUCAAAGACGUCUUUAUAGUGGGAAAUCUUGAUAUUGACCUAAUUCUGCG